Cryptomeria japonica (Japanese cedar) is the source of this 851-nucleotide messenger RNA. Its product is annotated as syntaxin-125-like. Gene Ontology annotation, cellular component: endomembrane system; plasma membrane; SNARE complex. The transcript has a single exon. Gene Ontology annotation, molecular function: SNARE binding; SNAP receptor activity. NCBI's taxonomy places the organism in Eukaryota, Viridiplantae, Streptophyta, Pinopsida, Cupressales, Cupressaceae. The record is from RefSeq and is a predicted model, not a curated record. Gene Ontology annotation, biological process: exocytosis; vesicle fusion; intracellular protein transport. The coding region runs from base 16 to 765 and encodes 249 amino acids.
UUUCUAAGGUCCAUAAUGAAUGAUUUGUUAUCAAGAUCCUUCUUGAAUGACGAGGAGGAUGAGAAGGUUGAAUCUCCAGAGUUUGAAAUGGGCGCAGCAGACGCUGAGAAGAACCUUGCAGAAUUUUUCUCAGAGGUGGCCCUCAUCAAAGCCGAGAUGAAGCAGAUUGAACUGCUUUUACUCAAACUAAAAGGCAGGGGUGAAGAGAACAAAAUGAUCAACAGAGCAGUGGAGAUGGAGAAAGAUAUAGAGCAAAUGCUGAACAGAACCAGGCAUGUUAAAGCUAAAUUUGAAGAGCUGAACAGGGCAAAUCUGGCGAACCGCAUUGUUGGAGGCUUCGAGGAAGGGAGUUCCACAGAUAGAAGUCGAAUGGCCACCACCAACGGGCUCAGAAAAUCUUUUCAGCAGUUAAUGUCCGAAUUUGAGAUGCUGAGAAAUGUUAUGGGCGGUGAGUAUCUUUCUGAGGUCAUUCAUGAGAGGUGUGGUGGAGUUCAACAGUUUGGAAACAAGCUGACUGAAUUGCAUGGAUUGUUUGUUGACAUGUAUGUUUUGCUGCUCUCUCAUGGCGACCACUUGGAUGACAUUGAGGCCCAUGUCAUGGCUGCCACUUCCUUUGUUAAAAGAGGAGCCGGAGAUCUUGCACUGGCUACAAGUCUUCACAAAAGCACUAGGAACUGGACAUACGUGGCCAUGAUCAUAUUUGUCCUCUUACUCGUUAUACUUGUUGCAGUGAUGAUCAGCCGAUUCUUACACUCUUUCACCUGAUGCUCAAUUGGGUUUUUCUGGUUGUAGAUUAAAAAAAAAGAACUUUUGGGAGAUUAAAUUUCAGAAUGGUUAUGAUUAAAAUGGAU